Messenger RNA from Oncorhynchus kisutch (coho salmon), 4036 nucleotides. RefSeq names its product signal transducer and activator of transcription 5B-like. Bases 409 to 2763 code for a protein of 784 amino acids. The transcript is spliced from 20 exons. Gene Ontology annotation, molecular function: DNA binding; DNA-binding transcription factor activity. The record is from RefSeq and is a predicted model, not a curated record. Gene Ontology annotation, biological process: regulation of DNA-templated transcription; signal transduction. NCBI's taxonomy places the organism in Eukaryota, Metazoa, Chordata, Actinopteri, Salmoniformes, Salmonidae.
AGAGAUAGGGAGAGAACUUAGAGGGUCCCUGCUAUCUGGGAUCCUUGGGAAGCCCCUUUAAAUGAAGUUGACAUUUAAAAUAGUUAAGGUAAGGGCAAGGGUUAGGUAAGGCUUAUGGUUAAUGUUAAGGUUUACGAUAUGGACGUCCCAAGGAUCCUUUAUUGCACUGACUGACCGAUCCUAGAGUGGAGCGCAAGCGAAAGGCACGAGAGAGAUUGAAAAAAACUGCGUAGCGAACAGUUAGAAAGAGACGGGAGAGGUUCAUUUUCUGGGUCGUGCGUACGUUGCGGAGCUUUCCCUUACUUUUAUGCAAAAGACAACUCAAUUGAUCGUCCUGUCAAGGUUUGGGGUGCUCCUCUUCAUAAUAUCCUGCUAUUACAUGGUAGCAAAGACCAGAGGGUGUGUAAGAUGGCAGUGUGGAUCCAGGCCCAGCAGCUCCAGGGGGAUGCGCUACACCAGAUGCAGUCUCUCUAUGGACAGCACUUCCCCAUCGAGGUGCGCCAUUACCUGUCCCAGUGGCUCGAGAGCCAACUCUGGGAUGUGAUCGAUCUGGAGAACCCCCAGGAGGAGUUUAAGGCCAAGCGUCUGCUGGACAGCCUGAUCCAGGAGCUGCAGAACAAGGCUGAGCAUCAGGUGGGAGAGGAUGGCUUCCUGCUCAAGAUCAAAUUGGGACACUACGCCAGCCAGCUCAAGAGCACGUAUGACCGCUGCCCUCUGGAGCUGGUGAGAUGCAUCAAACACAUCCUGUACACGGAGCAGAGGCUAGUCCGAGAGGCCUCUAAUUCGAGCUCCCCAGUGGGAGGGAUGAUGGACAGCAUGUCCCAGAAGUACCAGCAGAUCAACCAGGUAUUCGAGGAGCUGCGCUUGCUGACCCAGGACACAGAGAACGACCUGAGAAAGCUCCAGCACAACCAGGAGUACUUCAUCAUCCAGUACCAGGAGAGCCUCCGCAUCCAGGCCCAGUUGACCAGCCUGGCCACACUGCCCCCUGCUGACAGACAGCUGAGGGAGCCCACAUUACUGAGCAAGAGAGCCACCGUGGAGGCCUGGCUCACCCGGGAGGCCAACACACUACAGAAAUACAGACUGGACCUGGCAGAGAAGCACCAGAAGAGCCUGCAGCUACUGAGGAAGCAGCAGACCAUUAUCCUGGAUGACGAGCUGAUCCACUGGAAGAGACGGCAACAGCUGGCCGGCAACGGGGGUCCUCCAGAGGGGGGGCUGGACAUCCUGCAGUCCUGGUGUGAGAAGUUGGCAGAGACGAUCUGGCAGAACAGGCAGCAGAUCAGGAGAGCAGAACACCUGAGACAACAGCUUCCCAUCCCCGGCCCCAUCGAGGAGCUACUGAACGACCUCAACAGCACCAUCACAGACAUCAUCUCAGCACUGGUCACCAGCACCUUUAUCAUAGAGAAGCAGCCUCCCCAGGUGCUGAAAACCCAGACCAAGUUUGUCGCCACAGUGCGUCUCCUAGUGGGCGGGAAGCUCAAUGUGCACAUGAACCCCCCGCAGGUCAAGGCCACCAUCAUCAGUGAACAGCAGGCGAAGGCCUUGCUCAAGAACGAGAACACCAGGAAUGACAGCAGUGGAGAGAUCCUUAACAACAACUGUGUGAUGGAAUACCACCAGGCCACAGGAACACUCAGCGCCAACUUCAGGAACAUGUCUUUGAAGAGGAUCAAGCGCUCGGACCGGCGAGGGGCAGAGUCUGUGACAGAGGAGAAGUUUACCAUUCUGUUUGAGUCUCAGUUCAGCGUCGGGGGUAAUGAGCUGGUCUUUCAGGUUAAGACGUUAUCACUUCCUGUGGUGGUGAUCGUCCACGGUAGCCAAGACAAUAACGCCACGGCAACGGUGCUGUGGGACAACGCUUUUGCCGAACCCGGUCGGGUGCCCUUCAUAGUGCCUGACAAGGUGCUGUGGCCCCAGCUGUGUGAGGCCCUCAACAUGAAGUACAAGGCGGAGGUGCAGAGUAACCGUGGCCUCUCAGAGGAGAACCUGGUCUUCCUGGCCCAGAAAGCCUUCAGUAGCUCCAGCAUCAACCCUGACGACUACCGCGGCAUGACCAUGACCUGGUCCCAGUUCAACAGGGAGAGUCUGCCUGGCAGGAAUUUCACAUUCUGGCAGUGGUUUGAUGGGGUCAUGGAACUGACAAAAAAACAUCUCAAACCACACUGGAAUGAUGGGGCGAUCCUGGGAUUUGUGAACAAGCAGCAGGCCCAGGACAUGUUGAUGUCCAAACCCAACGGGACCUUCCUGCUCCGCUUCAGCGACUCUGAGAUCGGAGGGAUCACUAUCGCCUGGGUGGCUGAGAAUCCCAACAAACCAGGGGAGAGGAUGGUGUGGAACCUCAUGCCCUACACAGCCAAAGACUUCUCCAUCCGCUCUCUGGCUGACCGCAUCAGUGACCUCAACCACCUCCUGUUCCUCUACCCAGACAGACCCAAGGAUGAGGUCUUCUCCAAAUACUACACGCCACCCCUGUCCAAAGCAGUGGAUGGAUACGUGAAACCGCAGAUCAAACAAGUGGUACCAGAGUUCACCACGACCAAUCCUGACCCAGCAGCAAACCCCACCUACAUGGAUCACGGAGCCUCCCCUGUUGUCAGUCACCCUCCAAACUACGGCAUAUACCCGCCUAUGAGUGACUCCAUGUUAGAUGCAGACGGUGAUUUUGACCUGGAUGACACCAUGGACGUGGCGCGACACGUUGAGGAGCUGCUGCGGCGACCGAUGGAGAGCCAAUGGAGCGGCCAGCAGUCGUGACCCUCAAUCUCUGACCCCUGACACCAACAAAAGAACCCCGCACCUUUUGACAUUUCUGAUGGUUUAAUUCCAUUCCUUUCCUCCUGUUUUAUUUCAGAUAGCUAUAAUGUGAAAUGUUAAUAAUGUUUGUGAUUGUUUUUUUCUUUUGUUCUUCUCAGCAAGCGAACUGCAUGUCAGUGACCUUUUUUCAGUUUGUCUCGGUGCGUAUCUGUAAAACAGACUAGGUAGAAAUGCAAAAAAGACGAUGUUACAGUAUUGUAUAAAAAAAAAAUCAUUCAAUACACGUAUGUAUUUUCAUUUGGUCAUAAUUCUAACACAGAUUUUUGAAGAGCACUCUCCACAACCGGUAUGAAGUCAUUUAAGCAGUUUCUUUAAAUGUUUUUGUUUUUGUUUAGUUAUUUUAUUAUUGUAAAUGGUUUAUCAACAGAGUUUUUUAAUUCAAUCCGCCCUCUGCCAAAAAAGAGAAAAACUUUAAAUGAAGAAUUUGUUGUUGUUAUUGACAACAUCAUCGGAUUUGUUGCUAAGGGAAGUUUCAAUUAGUAGUAUAAUAAUUCUGAAUCUUUACACACUAAACUCCAAGCAGAAUGGCUCUCAUUUCAUUCUCAGAGCACACACACACACGCACACACACACACACGCACACACACAAGGAUGCAUCACACACACACGCACAUACUGUUGCAUAACAUACAUCAGCUCCAGCUGAAACUUGGGGACUUUGGGCCCCCUCUACACUCACAGGGAUAUUUCAGUUUCCUGUAUUUGCACACAGAUGUAAUGUAAAUACAAUACAAGCAUGUAUCCAGCAUGGCCACUCAGGUCUCUGGACAGCCCAUAGAGAUAGAUAGAGGACUCAUCAUUAAUAUAACCUGUUUUUAACAUGGCCAUUGCCAUUGAGGUCUUCCACCAUUUUAAAGUUGUCAACUGGGGGGGGGGGGGGGGGGGUUCCUAUGGUUUGGGAGCAAUCAGCCAAUGAAGAAGAAUAACAUGUACUACUUUAGUACCUCAACGGUCCUGCCCAUGCUGUCACACAGACGCUUUAAUGGCACAGAUACAAAGAUGAGUCCUCUAUCUAUCUCACCUCCAUACCCCUGUAGAUGAUGUAUGUGCCAUCAACAUUACCUCUCAUUACCUACCUACCUGUCUGUCUGUCUGUCUGUCCGGUGUUUUAAACAACUAAUUUGGUCAUGUCUUGUUAUUAGUUGUGACGUCUAGUGUUGACAAUCUACACUGCUCAAAAAAAUAAAGGGAACACUUAAACAACACAAUGUAA